This is a messenger RNA of Stylonychia lemnae, 1014 nucleotides long. The record is from the annotation of a GenBank genome assembly. Lineage: Eukaryota; Ciliophora; Spirotrichea; Sporadotrichida; Oxytrichidae.
AUGCAGUUAUCGUCAACAGGCCAUGAUGGUUCAACAACCGUAGACGGUUUAAUAUAAAAUGAUUCAUUCUAUGGUUCUAUGGGGAGUAGCAAUGAUCUAGCAACUCACACGACUUUGCCUUCAGAUAGUAGUCCAUUUAGAGAAAAAUACGAAAUAGAUGAGGAUGGUGAGCUCUUAGGAGAAGGAACACAUUGUGUUGUAAGAGAGUGCAAAUGUAAAGUUACGCUUUAAAACCAUGCGGUAAAAAUAUUUAGAAGUGAAGACGAAGAGAUGUUUAUUCAUGCUGAAAGAGAAUUUAAGAUUUUGGAAAAGCUCAAGGGAAAUCCUAAUAUUGUCUAGGGUAUUGAAUAUAUCCCUGAAUUCCUAAGAAGUAGAGGAUAUUUAGUAUUGGAAAAAAUAGAGGGUCAGCAUAUUCUCCAUCUAAUUGAAAAUGGACCAGUGAGCGAAGAACAAGCAAAGACUAUGAUUAAAUAAGUUAUAAGCGCUGUUGAUUAUAUGCACGAAAAUGGAGUUGUUCAUAGGGAUCUAAAUCCAACAAACGUAUUUCUCGUAGACUAAAAGACUUUAUAAAUAAAGAUACUUGAUUUCAAUGUUUCAAAACUAGUUGAAAAUUAGAGAUCUCGAAGAAAUUCUCUUGAUGAGGAAGAAUCUAAAAGCUACUAAUCCUCUCCCUCUAAAAAUGGGAAAUAUAAAUAUUCCCUUUUUACAAAGACUGGGACUCCUAUUUAUUCCGCUCCAGAAAUGCAUCAAGCCUAUAGAUAUACAGAGGCAGUUGAUAUGUGGGGAAUAGGCACAAUUCUAUAUACAUUGCUGAUGGGAGAGCCUCCAUUUUAUGAAUCUUCUAUCCCAGUAUUAAUGAAAAAAGUAUAAUCUGCAGACUAUGAUAGAAGUUCUCCUCAAUGGUAAAAUCUGUCACUACUUGGCUAAGAAUUUAUUAUGGGUCUUCUGGAAGUCGAUCCAUUGAUUAGAUUUACUACAAAAGAAGCCCUUGCUCAUCCAUGGUUUAUAUAAUGA